This is a messenger RNA of Talpa occidentalis (Iberian mole), 543 nucleotides long. RefSeq names its product leucine-rich repeat-containing protein 74B-like. Lineage: Eukaryota; Metazoa; Chordata; Mammalia; Eulipotyphla; Talpidae. The transcript has 7 exons. Gene Ontology annotation, molecular function: protein binding. The record is from RefSeq and is a predicted model, not a curated record. Bases 1 to 543 code for a protein of 180 amino acids.
AUGCAAGAAUUGCCACAGAGCUGGAAUCACCUUCGAGGCCCAGGAGCCGUAGCCUUUGCCAAGGGUUUGGAGGCAAACAUCUUCCUGAAAGUGCUGGACAUCUCUCACAAUGGCUUUGGAGACCCUGGAGCCUCUGCCGUGGGUGAGGCACUUGCGACCAACAAUGUGCUGGAGGAACUCAGCAUGAGCAAUAACCGCAUCUCUGCAACGGGCGCCCUGAGGCUGGGCCUGGGCCUCCGGGUCAACCAGACACUAAGGAUCCUUGUUGUGUCGAGGAAUCCUAUGCAAAGUGAAGGCUGCUUUGCUGUUCUCAAGUCUGUCCAGGAUAAUUCAGCAUCUGCCAUAGAACUGCUGGAUUUCUCUAAUAUCCACGUGAACAGAGAGUUUGAUGACCUUGCUAGUUCCACGAAGGUAAUUCUCCCAGCACUUUGCAUAAAGACUGCUGCUCAUAGAGUGGAAUACAAAAAGAGUUGCUGCCAGUGUCUGACCCUAAAUGACUACGGAGUGGUAAGUCCUGUGGAGCCAACCUUCACCGUGACUUGA